GCAUUUGCAAUGGGCGAUCCGCGCAUGCUCAUCUACCCGAUUGAUGGCGAUGGCAAGUUGUGUGGAGUUGCUGAGAACAGCGGCAAACCUCUCCUCUUUUAUUUUGACUUCCUCAAGUGCAUAUCCUUCUCAUCGACGCCUGUCAACGUUCUCAAAAUAAAAAAUUUGAACGAACAGAUCUGCGUGAAAGAAUGUCCCUCUACGUUUUGGAACGCUUGGACAGAGUUAUAUUUUGUGGUGAUCAAUUCUUUAAGAAUUCAUUUUAUUUCCAUAAUACCUUCAUUUAUUAAAAUAAUUUUACAGCAAAAUUAUAUUAACAAAGGCCUGUGCGCUCCGUACUACAUGCCAACCAAACCACUCGUGUACAGGUGCCUGCCGCCCGUCCUGAACAUUGUUGAUGGCAUCGUACGAAACAACGCCAGCGAACCUCUGGUGGAUUCAAACAACGUAUCAAUCAAAGGUGGCGAUCUAUCGAGUGGCCUGAUCAAACUGCAAGGUUACGGAGUGAAAAUAUUGUCCGACGUUACGACAACUUGGUGGCUCAUACUUCUUUUUGUGUUGUUGGCGAUGGCUUUGUCGUUGGUCUGGAUUGUGUUGAUGAGGUGGAUUGCAGGGGUCAUCAUCUGGCUCUCCAUCGUCAUCUUCAUCGCAUUCUUCGUCGCUGUGAUUUGGUACAGCUUUCAAACGUACGUGGAUCUUAAAAAUCGAAACAGCACCAACACGUUCAUCCUCACCACUGACAUGCAAUACUAUGCCAAUCUCAAAGAAACCUGGCUGGCUGUCGGCAUCAUCGCUUGCAUCCUGCUCUUCAUCGUCCUUCUCGUCCUCCUCUUCCUAAUCAAGAGAAUCAGAAUUGCCAUCGCCCUCAUCAAAGAAGCCAGCAAAGCGAUCUCGAACAUGAUGUUCACGUUGUUGUGGCCGCUCAUCCCCUUCCUCAUGCAGAUCAUCGUUCUCGUGUACUGGGGGGGCUCAGCCAUCUGCCUGGCUGCCGUCACGCGGACGCAGAAGUGCACGUUGGAUGAGGUCAACAAGACGGAGUAUGAUGAUCUCAGAUGCAAGAUGAGGUCCUUCCUGCAGAACAUCGAAUGUCCCGCGGUUCAUAUUCUAUUUUUAAUUCGCGUAUUAACACCUCAAACAAUUUUUCUAAUUUCAAACAGCCGUUACACGUUGGCUCUGCAAGCCUUCCAACUCUUCGUCUGGUUCUGGCUUCUGAACUUCAUCAUUGCUCUCAGCCAAGUAACGCUGGCAGGUGCAUUUGCAUCAUAUUACUGGACCUUUGAUAAGAAGAAUGAUCUGCCGAUGUUCCCUGUUACUGGGGCCUUCUAUCGAUCUGUUAGGUAUCACAUGGGCUCGAUGGCGUUCGGAUCUCUACUCAUAGCCAUCGUCCAAAUUAUUGUCGUCAUUUUAGAAUAUUUAGACCACAAGCUCAAGGGCAGGUCCCAUAUUGUAGCAAGAUUUGUUCUUAAGUGUUGCAUAUGUUGUUUCUGGUGUCUUGAAAAGUUCCUCAAAUUUCUCAACAAAAAUGCCUACAUUAUGAUAGCAAUUCACGGCAAAAAUUUCUGUUCAUCGGCCUUUAGAGCCUUCCGCUUGAUCAUGGCCAACGCCAUAAGAGUGUUUGUGGUGGAUAAAUUGACGGAUGUUCUCCUACUCGUCAACAAACUUUUCAUUGUUGGAUCAGUUGGUUUGUUCGCAUUUUUCACUUUCUCCAGACGCAUUCCAGGCAGCGAAAAAUUGUUCCCGGACAGCGAACUCAACUACUACCUGAUACCAAUUUUGAUCGUGGUGUGCUGUGCGUACAUUGUUGCCUCGUUGUUCUUCGGUGUGUACGACAUGGGGGUGGAUACGCUCUUCCUCUGCUUCCUUGAAGAUCUCGAACGGAAUGAUGGCAGCGAGGCCAAACCAUACUUCAUGUGCCAAAGUCUGAUGCAAAUUUUGGGCAAGAAGAACAAGGAGGUAGCAGCGGUUAAGAAGGAAGACCACACGGCAUGAUUGACUUAUAAAAUAUCUUAAAAUCUUCAAAACAUUCGUUACCUUCUAGCUUAUUAUUUCACGAAUAAUAAUAAUAAUAAUUCGUGAGCAAUAAUAAGUUGAUGUACGUUUAAAUAUUUCAAUACGCGCGCAUAUUUGAUCUGACACGACGAUGUGACAUUUGAAACAUUUUAUUGGCUGGAACGUGACACACAUCCACUCAAACUGACGACAACUCCCGAUAUAUCAAUCUCCUUCUUUCCAACUUUAUACAUUUCAACUCGUCUGCUCUUCAUUGGCUCAGUCACAGUCUCCGAAUUUGAGACUAAUUCGUGAAAGUGAUAACAUUUUGCUAUAUAAUUACGGCCUAUAAAUGUUCCUUUAAAAACAAUGUGAUAUAAAUAUUUUUUGCUAUAAAUGUAUUAUUAUAUAUAUUUAUUACAUUCAUUCGUGCAAUAUAUUUCAAUAUGUAUAUAUAUAUAUAUAUAUAUGAAAAUUUAUUUUACGGAUGCAUGUAACAAAGUUGUCUGGCUCCCUACCAUCAUGUCAUUAGCGAUGUUAUGUUAUUUUUUACAUUUGUAUGAAAUUUUUGUAAAUAAAAAUACUUUGAUUUACAAACAUUUUAAAUGCUCCACUGCGUCGUAAUUCUUGUAAAAGUUUUUUCUUAUCUAGUUUUUCCCCAAUUUUGAAUGUAAAUUUAUUGAAAAGUUGAUCUUGGUCUGUUUUUAAUUUUAUGUUCAAUCAUUUUUCGUUUUUUGUAAAUUUUCCAUUGUUAUAGUCAUCUUCAAAAAUGUUUCAGCUCCCAUUGUAGCAAACUAUCUGGACUUUUCUUUCUUCUCGUCCUCUCCAGUUAUGAAAUUAUUUUUAGAACAGUCCAUUUCCACUUCAAUAUGUUGCUGGUGACUGGUUUAUAUUCACGAAUGUAUAUUUUCAGUUAUCCUAAAUAUUUAAUGUCCGAAUGAGACCGAUUCUUCAUCUCAGUAUGUCUGCUGGACGCUCCGAUCUAAGCUUAAUAUGUUGGUGUGGUCUAUGGCUGGUGAUGAAGACAUUCAGCUGUUCAGUUCUUUUUAACAAGGCUUUUCAUAUAUUUCUAACGAGAUACAAUCAUCCUUGCUGAUGAUGCCAAGUAUUUAUUUAUAUGAUUUUUUUUGAAAGCUGUUGCACGCUGAAAUAACAAGCCUCUCUUCAUUCAAUCACUCAAUCUUCUCAAUCUUCUUGCCAGAUAUGCUUACCACAUAUACUGAUUCAGUUGAACUGUUCACUACAGCGUAAGUUGCUGGAUCCAAUCGAGUUCUCUACUUCACUUCAUCAUAAGAUAGAGACAGACGCAGACAGUGCCUAUGACUAAAAUAGUUUCUGAAUACCGUCCAAUUAUAUUUUAACCAGAUGUCAUUAGAUUUUUACAAAAUUAAUUUUCUGUUUCAUGCAUGUAAUUAAAUUUUAUUUUAUUCUAUAUCAGUUGUAUUUUUUAGCGUUGAAAAUAAAAAAAAAACC
Molecule: messenger RNA, 3462 nt
Organism: Helobdella robusta
Lineage: Eukaryota; Metazoa; Annelida; Clitellata; Rhynchobdellida; Glossiphoniidae
Exons: 19
Coding region: 10-1989 (659 amino acids)
Biological process (GO): transmembrane transport
Cellular component (GO): membrane
Molecular function (GO): transmembrane transporter activity
Source: RefSeq, a predicted model, not a curated record